Messenger RNA from Doryrhamphus excisus (bluestripe pipefish), 1246 nucleotides. RefSeq names its product non-compact myelin associated protein (gene ncmap). The record is from RefSeq and is a predicted model, not a curated record. Gene Ontology annotation, molecular function: structural constituent of myelin sheath. Gene Ontology annotation, cellular component: plasma membrane; Schmidt-Lanterman incisure; paranode region of axon. Gene Ontology annotation, biological process: regulation of myelination. NCBI's taxonomy places the organism in Eukaryota, Metazoa, Chordata, Actinopteri, Syngnathiformes, Syngnathidae.
AUGGACGGCACGCCUCAGGGGCCCAGGCGGGAGGACCUGAAAAACCAGCUGCCUGACAUCAUUACUCUGCAGGCGAGGAGAGACAGGCGGGGAAGUCCGCCUGCAGGAACAGCACCCGGUGUAGGACACCAUUCAGUGGACUAUGCCCCCCUCGGUCAAGUGAGAGAGGGAGGAGGGUGGGUAGCAGAAGGGGGGGAGCCCCUUCUUCAUCAUCCCAUCCGGAGAAAGCUUGGGCUGAAAUCAGUGGAGUUUCAGUGGUUAGCGUUGAAAAUGCAAACUUCCACCGCCUCACCCGAAAGCAACACGACGUCAACUUCCAACAUCACCAAAUCCAAAGAGCAGAUUCUCAUCCAGAGUUCUGGGGCUAUGAUUGCUGUGAUUGUCAUUGGUAUUAUCAUCAUUCUCACCGUUGUGCUCUUUGUGCUGAAGACAUACAACAAACGGACCCACGCGUCCCGACUCCUGGGUUCCACCGGGGGUUCCAAACCUCGUAAGAAGGCGUCCCCGUCGACAGUCCCCACCAUGCCCAUGGACACCAUCGGGGUCAGCUCCGUGUCAGGCAGCCUCCCCAACUCAAACCCGACCUCAGAGACCAGCCUUCACCUGCCCAUGGCGCAGCUGAGCUCUGCAAGGGGCAACCACAUAGGAUUGUUCAGUACCAACGGGGGAUCCACGGUGGUCACCAUCCACGAUACGUCUGGAAACACAUAGCAAGGGCUCCAAACAAAGGCCCCUGACUGACUGAUGCACUGCCUUUGUCGACUGAAUGUGUUAAAAUGAGACAAAAACACACCAUGUGAACAAAACAACACCACAAGUAGACACAAAGAGCUUCACGAAGGAUGUGAGAAAACACCAAAAUGAGUCUUCUUUUUGUUUACAGAGUGUGUGCAUAUCACAAGUAAUCCAAAGGAGAAAACAUUCCUGGCAAUGUUGGUCUUAACUGGGUACAUUUCUGUAUUUAAUAAGUCACUUGUGUCCAUCAGUAGAAUGAACUGUAGGACAGAGACAAAAACGGUAUCAAAUAGGAUAACUCAGUGUUUGUACAGGCUUCUGGAUAUUUUGUGACCUACAUGCCUUCUUUCUACGUUAGGAAAUCUUUUCAAACUAUUCUUCUGUAUGAAAAUCUCACUUAUUUGUUUUAUAAAACAUCCAGGUAUUGAAUACCAACAUAUUUUGCACUUUAUUUUCAUUGCUCCCUACAUUUGUUUUAUGUCUAUUUUAUUUAGAUUGAAUUAGAUUCAAA